Molecule: messenger RNA, 7524 nt
Organism: Peromyscus eremicus (cactus mouse)
Lineage: Eukaryota; Metazoa; Chordata; Mammalia; Rodentia; Cricetidae
Gene: Ikzf2
Product: IKAROS family zinc finger 2
Exons: 8
Coding region: 97-1725 (542 amino acids)
Biological process (GO): regulation of transcription by RNA polymerase II
Molecular function (GO): DNA-binding transcription factor activity; RNA polymerase II cis-regulatory region sequence-specific DNA binding
Source: RefSeq, a predicted model, not a curated record
UUCUUUCUCCGUUUCUCUUCAGCCCGACAUUGUCACCUCCUCUUGGAGGGGUUAGAAGAAGCUGGGAUCUCCCGACAGAGCUGGAAAUGGUGAUGAAUGUAUUUUAAUCAAAGGACAAUUUCUUUUCACUGCACUUUGACUAUGGAAACAGAGGCUAUUGAUGGCUACUUAACAUCAGGUGACAAUGAGCUUUCACCCGAAGGGGAGCACGCCAGUAUGGCCAUUGACCUCACCUCAAGCACACCCAAUGGACAGCACGCCUCCCCAAGUCACAUGACAAGCACAAAUUCUGUAAAGCUAGAAAUGCAGAGUGAUGAAGAGUGUGAGAGGAAACCCCUGAGCCGUGAAGACGAGAUCAGGGGCCAUGAUGAGGGGAGCAGCCUAGAAGAACCCCUAAUUGAGAGCGGCGAGCUGGCUGACAACAGGAAAGUCCAGGACCUUCAAGGCGAGGGAGGAAUCCGGCUUCCGAAUGGUAAACUGAAAUGUGACGUCUGUGGCAUGGUUUGCAUUGGGCCCAAUGUGCUUAUGGUACAUAAAAGGAGUCACACUGGGGAACGGCCCUUCCACUGUAACCAGUGCGGAGCUUCUUUCACCCAGAAGGGCAACCUUCUGAGACACAUAAAGUUACACUCUGGAGAGAAGCCGUUCAAAUGUCCUUUCUGUAGCUAUGCUUGUAGAAGAAGGGACGCUCUCACAGGACACCUCAGGACCCACUCUGUGGGUAAGCCUCACAAGUGUAACUACUGUGGACGAAGCUACAAGCAGCGCAGCUCACUGGAGGAACACAAGGAACGCUGUCACAACUAUCUCCAGAAUGUCAGCAUGGAGGCUGCCGGGCAGGUCAUGAGUCACCAUGUACCGCCUAUGGAAGAUUGUAAGGAACAAGAGCCUAUUAUGGACAACAAUAUUUCUCUGGUGCCUUUUGAGAGACCUGCUGUCAUAGAGAAGCUCACGGCAAAUAUGGGAAAGCGCAAAAGCUCCACUCCACAGAAGUUUGUGGGGGAAAAGCUGAUGCGGUUCAGCUACCCAGAUAUUCAUUUUGAUAUGAACUUAACGUAUGAGAAGGAGGCUGAGCUGAUGCAGUCUCAUAUGAUGGACCACGCCAUCAACAAUGCAAUCACCUACCUUGGAGCUGAGGCCCUUCACCCUCUGAUGCAGCACGCACCAAGCACAAUCGCCGAGGUGGCCCCGGUGAUAAGCUCAGCUUAUUCUCAGGUCUAUCAUCCGAACAGGAUAGAGAGACCCAUGAGCAGGGAAACGUCCGAUAGCCACGAAAACAACGUGGAUGGCCCCAUCUCUCUCAUCAGACCAAAGAGUCGACCCCAGGAAAGAGAGGCCUCUCCCAGCAAUAGCUGCCUCGAUUCUACUGACUCAGAAAGCAGCCAUGAUGACCACCAGUCCUACCAAGGAAACCCUGCCUUAAAUCCCAAGAGGAAACAAAGCCCAGCUUACAUGAAGGAGGAUGUCAAGGCUUUGGAUGCUACCAAGGCCACCAAGGGCUCUCUGAAGGACAUCUAUAAGGUUUUCAAUGGAGAAGGAGAACAGAUAAGGGCCUUCAAGUGUGAGCACUGCCGAGUCCUUUUCCUAGACCAUGUCAUGUACACCAUUCACAUGGGUUGCCAUGGCUACCGGGACCCACUGGAAUGCAACAUCUGUGGCUACAGAAGCCAGGACCGUUACGAGUUUUCAUCACACAUUGUUCGAGGGGAGCACACAUUCCACUAGGCCUUUUCAUUCCAAAGGGGACCCCUAUGAAGAACUGCACAUGAAGAAAUACUGCACUUACAAUCCCACUUUCCCUCCGAUGGUGACAUACUUUCUUCUUAAUACUGUCACUGUCUAUGAUUCUUACUUUGUGGACAAAAUGUCAUUUGCUCUGCCUAAUUAUAAAAAAAGAAAUAAGAGAAAAGGGAUGGGAUAUUCACUGAUAACUUGGCUUGUUUGUUUUGUGGGUGUAAAGCAGUUGAUUUCUGCCAUGCAUCCAUAUGAAGGCCUGUCAUGCUUUGGGAAAUCGUUUGUUUCAUAGAGAUUCACCUAAAAUAUUCUGAUUUGCCAUUGAUGUUCAGGAUUGUGAUGGAAGGCAGGAAACUUGAGAGUUUUCUGGGUAGGACUUGGGCAAUUUAAAAUGGUCUAAGUAAUUUUCCUCUCAAAGGUGUUUCAAAAUGUAAACCCAUUUUAUUUUCUGUUCUUAGAGAUCAAGGAACACAAACACAUUAUUAUUUUCAAUAACUCCUAGGAUGAGUUGAAUUGUUGUGGGUUCUACGUUUACCUCCCCUACGGAAUUUAUAAUUCAGUAUGUUUUACACUGUAUCAUAUAGUAAAACUUUUAAACUACAGGUAGUUAAGGGCCACUACGAUACAUCUGAGGUCCUUUGAUCUUAUUUUUCUAAACUUGCGCACUGUUUUUCCAUAGUUUUGAUGACUGGCAUUUUAUAGACACCCUGGCAGCCUUACUUUUAACACCUGUAACAAAUAGUAUUUUUAUGUAGUUUUCAGAAAAGCAUGUGGUCUAAGAGUGGGUAAGAGGCAGUCAGUAAUUUCCAGGAAGAAUUCUGCUUUUCACAAUUUGAGAUUUUUUUUAAAGUUGUAUUGCGAUGGCAGCCUAGUAUACAUAUUUGUUUCUAAAGGUGUGUUUACGAUCGUCACUUUAUCAGCAUUUAAACAGUGUUAAGCAGUCAGCAGAAAAGUGUAAUUAGGCUAACAGUAGGGGGAAAAUCCCACUCUGAGAACCCUUUUCUGGUAUUUUUCUUCAAGCUGUGACCACUCAGUGUUCUGUCCAUAGUCCAUUCCUCUUUGACUCUUGGAAUAGAAGGUCUUAAGAAGCCUGGCUAUCGGCUGCUUCUUUCAAAAUCUUGGAGCAACUGCUAAUUGGACCUGAAUGUGGUCAUUUGAACCCUGGAAGGUCAUUCAUUAACGAGGGCUAUUUAUUCCACUACUUCUUCAGUAAUAACAGUUACUACCUUUGCUGCAGACGAAAGGGAACUUCUUUGCAACCCGAAGAUCACCCUGCAGGUCCAACAAAAGAGCAACAAAGUUUUCUUUUACCCUUCUUGGAGUUGAAAAUGUGACAGUCUUUCAAAAAAAUCAGUUCUGUUAAGUUCUUGUCAGAAAUGAAUCUCAAUCCAUUGGUAGAGAAUUUUCUGUCUUCUCUUUGUUUGCACAAGGCAUAUACUUCCAUAUUUCAUGUGCAGGUUUGAAGUUGAUCUCUGUGGGUGCUUGCCUUCUUCUCUGGAGUCCACUGGCAUCUGUGGGUGGGACUGGAGCACACUAUUCUCAAGUCAUUUGGCGGAACGCUUUUGGCAGACAUAACUUGCUGCUUGUGUUUGAGGAAAACAGGCCUGACCAUGACUGGAUUCUCUGACAGCCAUUUGUAAAUGCUAAACAGCGACAAAUAACUGCUCCGAGGGCCUGCCUACCUUAGAAUAGGAUGCUGAAACCAUGUAACUGCAAAGUGACGUGGACAGUGUCAAGACUUGAGAACUACCCACUGAUGAGCAGUGUUCUCUUAACUCGCUUUGCAGAUUUCCAUCUGUUCACUUAAGGAACUUCUUAGCUCUAACAUAGCUAGCGCUUGGUAGAAAAUGUUCUGACUUACCUCUUUUACUAAUCCUUACCUUAGUUAUUUCUGGAGAAAUGUCCAAAUGGUUCCUUUACAUGUAAGAAAAUGCACCCAAACAGAGAAAAAGCGAAUGCCAGCGGUGGGGUUUUCCAUCUUUUGAUUUUUUUUUUUCAUCCCUUGGUAAUUUGUGAAAACACAGUUUACUCAGGGAUAAAGCGUCUAAUCAAGACUCCCUUCCCCCACUUACCCGGCACAUGCUCAAAUCAUGAGGGAAAUGGCAUUUAUGUUUGAAUGAGGUAAAUAGUGUUAAGGCUCAUGAUUUUGUGUUUUAAAACUGCAAUUUGACAAAGCAUUUGGAUGCCUGUCAAUGUGUUCAUAAUUUUGGCUGUCUGAAUUUCUGCUGGCAUCCUUUAUCAAUUUUCUUCAUUCUCUCUCCUCAUACCUACUGUAUUAACGAUCAUAUAUCUCCCUGCACUAGGAUUAAACUGAGUUUAGGUGUACAUAAAGAUUUGUGUACUCCCCCUAUGAAGAUGGUACUAACACACUCUCUACCUUUCCAAUUCCAUCUUGUUGGAAAACCUGAUUUAUUUAAGGGAGUUAGCUGUGACGGUAUAUUUGCGGGACAUACACACUAGCUUUUUUUUUUUUUUUUUGUAAGAUGCAUGACACAAAGGACAGAAAAAGACGUAGAUGGCUCAGGUGUGACAGGGACAAAAGAGAUCAAGGUGAAUUCAACAUUUGUGGGUUACAGUGAAUUUUGUGGACGGAGGACUGUCUGAAGGACUCUCAAUGACUUUUCACCAAAGACUAGAGGUGACAUCUAGCACCUAACACUAAGUGGGAGGGCCAGAUACCAAAUAAAUCAAAUUUGCAUAACAGUUACAAGCCCAGUUGAUUUAGGUGAGAUUUUACAAUUGAGAGCAUAUUUGAGGGGGAUGAAAAUGGGUUAUCCUCUGUGUUUUCCAGUUGGGCAGAAAUUUAUCAGAUGACUCUGUCCUAAUUUUGUGCAGAAUUUUUUUUUGUCCCCAGUUUUUUCUGGAGAAACACACUGUCUCUCUCUAACAGUGAUGAAUUGCUGUCACAGAGGCUUUCUAGAACAGUGGUCGGCACAGUGAGCAGAUAGAGGCAUGAAACACUCAUUCCAACAUUCUCUUUAGAAUUUUCUGAAUCAAGUGGGGAAAAAUGAGGGCUGAUAUUUAGGAUGAAGUAACCUGGCUGGCUGGUGUACAUACACGUGACUGUUGGAAUACAUUACCGUUUGCAGGCCAUGUGUAUUGCACAUUCUUUGAAUGAGGAGUCACGAAAAGAAGCAGAUAGCAUCCCCCAGAUGUGUUCCAAACCUUAGAGUUAAAAGUACAGUUAAUACAUCAGCACUUAGGUCGACUUUACCAGGUUGUACUAAGAAAUCCCAAAGUUGUCAGUGUAUCUUUAGGACUAGUGGCAACUUCUAUCCCAAGGUCCAUUAUCUACAUCCAGGGAGGAAAAAAUUGAAAAGAUAUUAAGUUGACUGGUGAAAUAUUAAAAAAAUAUAGCUUCUUUUUUUUUUGAGAGGAAGAAAAGGCAGGAAAUGAUUUAGCAACUUUGUCUUGUAUUUGUGCUUUUUGUGGCACAGUUACACAUCUCACAAGACCUUGACUUUUGUGUGUUUCAUAUUUUGACUUUGUGUUUUCCAAGUCUUACUUCAUCUUAUCUCCAAAAUGGUAAGUUAUGGUAGAAAGAUUAGCAGAGGAGGCGUUACUGGACCAGGAAAGCUGCCUGCCCCUAGAUUCAGGACUAUCAAGGAUACCUGGCUAUACAGUUUUUUCAGCCUUGAAUUAUUCAUUUAUAAUAAAAUUGUAGGUUUAUGGUCAUCUUCAAUUGUAUUUCACGUGUUAUUCUAACAAGGACUGCCUGUAUGUAUUCUACAGUAAAAGCUCCCCAUAUUCAAAAGGGAAAAAAAGCAAGGGGUAAAUUUAAGCUUUGUAUAUAUAAAAGUUAUUUUAUAAAUAUUUUAGUCUUCCAGUUUCUGCAAAAUAAUUAAAAUAUACAGUAACUGGUCUCUUAAAUCCUGAAUUUAAUGUAUUAAAUACUUAUAAAAUUUUAUAUUGGUGCCUUUUAAAAAUGCAUUGAGAGUGUUGGUGAGCUGUUUUAGCUGUACCACACUUUUACUGUGUAUUUUUUUAAAAAAAAAUCACAUGAAAUUUAAGUACUCUCUAAUUCACCUUUGUGUUCUUAGCAAAAAUAAUAAUGAUAAUAAUAACUGCUAAAAGAAUUUCCAGACUUUCAGCUGAGCUGGCAAAAGUGACAGGAAACUUUGAAACCAGAUUUUAAUCUUUUUAGCUUAAUAAUAUUUCUGAACACUAUUAUAUGAUAGAGGAAAAUAGAAGGCCCAGUCAUGUCAGCAGCAAACUGAAUUAUGCUGUGUGUUUUGCUUUAUUCUUGAGGAAGAAUAUGUUUUGCGUCACACAGGGUUUCUUCGUAGAAUUUGGAGUCAAUAAUUACAGUAUUGUUUUGCAUUUUCUUUUCUACCUGACUAGUGUUACUCUAGUCCUGCAUCCUCUGUCUUCUAACCAGUGGUUGUUUUAUGAAAUAAUGUGGAAAUGCAGAUCAUUGUUUCCCUUGAACAAAACAAAACUCAGCAUUCACAUCACAUUGCUCUUCUCCAAAGUGUCCUCUCGGAUAUUUUGUACGGGGGUUGUCUGUCACUUGUGAGGGUGUCUUCAUCUAUGACAGCUUUUUAAAAAGGAGCUGCUGUAUAAAGUCGACAUCACAUGACCAAGAAGCUAUGAUGUGCUAGUGUUUCCUUCUGUCAUAGUAUACUCUUAGGCCAAAUUAAUGACACCUUGAAUAUUUUUACAUUUAUUACAGAGACCUAAAAUUUUGGAAUUUCCACAAGGUUUUUAAUGUAACCUAUUUCUAGGGGUUUUGUUUUCUCUUGCUGUACUGUGAGUUUGUGGGUAUUUUUUCAUAUGCACUCUUAGAAAUGAGUUCUUAAUUCUAUUUAUGAUGUCUUUCUCCCACAGUACUCCAUUUGUAUAUGUUCUGUACAGAUUUGUCAUAAAUUCACCUUUAUCCCAUAUCGACAGUGGCACCUAAACAACUAGUUUCCUAAGAUGACUUUUAUGUUAUGAAUUAAUAUGAAAAUGUAGAGGUCAUAUGCUAAACCACGUUAAGGGCAGAAUAAAAACUUCUGGUAGGUACAAAUAAGCCAGUUUGCAGUGCAUCAGGCCUUCAGUUUACCUCACCUAACACAUAACAAGGGAAGCUUGGACAGAUGGAGGUCACUGAAUCCCCUACUAUGCACUUACUAGGUGAUCGCUGAGUUUUAUUUACUGGAAAUGGAUUUUCAAAGGAAUACACUGUCACUGUAACCAGAGAAGGAAUCUAGGGUUUGCUAUUUUUGUUGUAGUUGUUUUGUUCUUUUUAAAAAGUUGUUCAAAUUAUGAAACUGUGAUCUAAAAAUAGUUUUGAUGGUGGAGCACUUGAGAUUUUGUACAUCGAUCACGUGCCCUUCUGUAUGACAAAGUUGGGUUUUUACCUCUUCGGUUGUAACUUCCUCUCACACCUUUGUCUCCACACUGUUCACAGCUCUUCCUCCAUUGUCUCUGGAUUCUUGACACUCCUCAUAGUUAGAAGAGGAGGUCAGCUCUGAACUUCUGAUUCAUUAAGUCUUAAUUUUUUUCUGGUAGUUUUUCUUAGCUGUAUAAUCUGCUGGUGUAUUUUUAUACUCACGUGUAGUUCUAUAUUUUUAAUGUGUGGUUGGGUUGAGAUGGUAAGCUGUAGAGAGUCCUUUACUUCGUUCUCAAGUAUGAGGCACCUAACAUGGCCCCUGAGACUCUAUAGUCAGAGGAUAUGUCUGGUUCCUUUAUGCUUGGAUUUUAAAUUGUUUGGCUUUCUUCCAAAAUAUAAGUUAUAAAGAAUAGAUAUCCUCCUCCGCCCCCCCCCCCGCAAAAAGCAAAACAAAACAAACAACAACAACAAAAAAA